GUGCGUGUCAAGAAGCAUCGGUGGCAUCGGCGCAUCCUGAAGACUCGCGAUCCGCUUGUCGUCUCGCUCGGCUGGCGUCGCUUCCAGACGAUCCCGCUCUACUACGUGCAGGACCACAACAUGCGCAGCCGCCUGCUCAAGUACACGCCCGAGCACAUGCACUGCAAUGCCGUCUUCUGGGGACCGAUCACGCCGCAGACGACUGGAUUCAUGGCCGUGCAGUCGGUUGCCGAGGCGACGGCGGAGUUCCGCGUCGCUGCGACGGGCGUCGUGCUUGACCUUGACAAGUCGGUCAAUGUCGUGAAGAAGCUGAAGCUGGUCGGAACGCCGCUAAAGAUCUAUCGCAAGACUGCCUUCAUACAG
Priapulus caudatus is the source of this 363-nucleotide messenger RNA. RefSeq names its product ribosome biogenesis protein BMS1 homolog. Gene Ontology annotation, biological process: ribosome biogenesis; endonucleolytic cleavage of tricistronic rRNA transcript (SSU-rRNA, 5.8S rRNA, LSU-rRNA); maturation of SSU-rRNA from tricistronic rRNA transcript (SSU-rRNA, 5.8S rRNA, LSU-rRNA). Lineage: Eukaryota; Metazoa; Priapulida; Priapulimorpha; Priapulimorphida; Priapulidae. The transcript has 2 exons. Gene Ontology annotation, molecular function: U3 snoRNA binding; GTPase activity; GTP binding. The annotation marks the transcript as partial. Gene Ontology annotation, cellular component: 90S preribosome. The record is from RefSeq and is a predicted model, not a curated record.